Molecule: messenger RNA, 2033 nt
Organism: Moneuplotes crassus
Lineage: Eukaryota; Ciliophora; Spirotrichea; Euplotida; Euplotidae
Source: the annotation of a GenBank genome assembly
AUGAACUCAAGAAUACAAGCGAAACCUUCGAAAAUGAUUAAGAAAGCCAGACAUGGCUACACUAGAAGCAUUGACUCUACUAAGCACUCUACCUCUGUUCUGGAUGAGUUUAAGGAACUUAAGACCGAGAGAGGAGAUAUUUAUACCAAUAAGUAUCAAAACUUUAAUAGUUCAACCUUUUCAAAUAACAAAGCUUCUACUGAACAACUAGAACAAAUAAUCCAAGAGGUGCAGACUAUUGACGAGAGAGCUCAUUAUGAACGCAAGCAGAUUAUGAACCAGCAUUUUGACAGAGAAUUCCAGACAAUGGCCAUGAUGAAGGAACUGAAGUUCCAAAAAUUCCUACAAGAGAAGAAAGAUAAGCAAAGUAAGCAACAUAUUGAGGAACUUAAGAGGAUCAUCAUGCGGAAGGAGGAGAAACAUCUUAGUCAGAUCCAGAUGUAUCAGAGCCAACUUAAAAUGAUGCAAGAAGGGAAGAGAUAUCAAGCAUCUGGAGAGAAAAAGAGGUCUAGUUUGAACAAAAGCUUAAAACAGACUAACAAUAAAAAGAUACAUAAAAAUCUUCAACCUUAUGAAGCAUACUGAAAUACUAUGAGGAAGAAGAGAUCCAAGAGGUCUAAUAAGACUAAUUCUGCAGCUUCUUCGCCAAGGAGUUCGGCCUUCUCUGUGACCCCAUUCGAGGAGCAGAACGUCCCACCUUCAAGCUCAGCCAUGACCACUCCGAAAAAGAGUGGCAAAAAGAGAUAUGAGAGUAGUGAAUAUUCAGAUUAUCUCAUGACAACUAAAAGUGCCUCUAAGAGAGCAACUAAGUUCAGUUAUAAUACAAAGAUGAAGAAAUCUGGGAAGAGAAGAAAGUCUGGCAAAUGCGCAUCUUUUGUCUGCAAUGCAAUGGAUUCGAGUAAUCCCUCUCUUCUAAAAACUCCUGAGAAGGUAGAGGUACCUAGAAAUCCAGAGGCAAAGGAUGAAAGAGGAUCUAAAGCAGAUAUGAAUUUUGCUACCCCAAUCUCUUUCUCACACCCUCCUACUGAAGAGCAAUUAGUUCAAGGGGAUAGUUGGGAUCAAAGAGAAAAGAUGCAUCUUACUAAGAGCUUAAAGAAGGAAAAUGGAGAUCCAGUUUCUGCUAUACAAUUUUCCACUUAUGACACCUCAAAAGACGCUUAUAGUAGCGGAGUUAUUCCAAAAAGAAGCUCUAACACAAAUUCUAGAAAAAGUAAGAGCAUAAAGUCUAUGGUCACUUCACAAGCCAGUGAGAACAUUGGAAUUGAUGUUGAUAUUGAAAUCAUAGAUGACUCUGAUUUCCAAAAUUCAAGUGAGGAUUCCCUCUACGAUCCCAAUAAGGAAAGAGCUCAAGACUUUACCGAAAUGUGGACUCAGAAUGUGAAGGAUGAAGACCAACUGAAACUACUAAAUAAAACAAUGAGAACUAUUGCUGAGGUCUCUGAUGAGAAUAUUUCAUCAAAGGAUCAUUCAAAUCUGAUCAAGUCUAAGAAUUCUAAACCUUCUUUUCACUUGAACUCUGUAAAUCUCUCACAGUCACAGUUAGACAUAAAUAAACCAUAUCCUUAUACGAGGAAGGUGAAAUUAAUCCAGCACUGACAGAAGGCACAUGAUGAUCAAUUCUCAUCCCAAAACUCAUACUCUAAGUACAGCUCGGGUCUCAGCCAAGAAAAGAGAAUAUUUUCAGGGUUCAAAGAGUUUACUGACAAUAUCAGGUCUUCUAAUCAAGAGUCUAUCUGAGACACAGAAGAAAGAUAUUGUGAGACUAAUGAAGACUACAAUCCUUUGAAUGACACAGGUAAUCUGACUAUGACAGAAAGAGGCCCAAUUAUGGUCCCUAGAGAGACUGACAAGCAUAUCCCGAGAGAAAUAGACCUAACUAAUUCUAAUGAGCAUUUCCUUGGUUCUUCAUGCACAGAAGGUGUCUCAUCUCCUUCUCAAGCUAUGCCAGUGGUUAUUUUGAGAGCAGAGAGUCAAUAAAGUCCUUAAGCUUAAGACAUUGUGCAUAUUUAUUUUCAAAAACCUGCAAUAUUAGU